Clunio marinus is the source of this 1948-nucleotide messenger RNA. NCBI's taxonomy places the organism in Eukaryota, Metazoa, Arthropoda, Insecta, Diptera, Chironomidae. The record is from the annotation of a GenBank genome assembly.
AUUCAAUAAGUGUGUUCCAACGGAUGAUUUAAAAUUUCGAUCUUCUUACGCAAAAAACUUAAAUUUAUUGCAAAAUUGUACCCAUUAGGCAUACUUUAAACUUUCAGUUAAUAUUCUUGAUCUUAUACAAACAUUUUUUAUCGAAAAAACGUUGUUCAGUUAAUUCUCAAAACAUGUCUGAAAAUCCAUCAACUCGAAUAAAUUCGUAUAAAAACAAUUCAAAGAGUUCUCAAGAAAUGCGGCAACGACGACAAGAAGUUUCUAUUGAAUUGCGCAAGGCGAAAAGAGAUGAUCAAUUACAAAAGCGACGAAAUAUUGAAACUGUUGAGCCGACUUCACCUUUGCAAGAAAAUAAUGGGCAGUCUCCAAUUAUUAAUUUAUCUAUUGAUGAAAUAACAGGCAAUAUUAAACAUAGCAAUCCAACGCUACAAUUUCAAGCAGUUCAGGCUGUGCGAAAAAUGCUUAGUCGGGAAAAAAAUCCUCCUAUAGACACUAUCAUUGGUUUAGGGUUUGUACCAACCCUAAUCAACUAUCUUGGUGAUUUUGAAAAUCAAGCAAUCCAAUUUGAAGCUGCAUGGGCAUUAACAAAUAUUGCUUCAGGCACAUCAGAGCAAACAAAAGCAGUAAUAAGUGCUGGAGCUAUUCCAAAAUUUAUUGCUUUGCUUUGCUCUCCGGUUCCGAAUGUUGCUGAGCAAGCCGUUUGGGCUCUAGGGAAUGUUGCUGGGGAUGGACCGGAGGCUCGGGAUAUUGUUUUGGCAAAUGGAGUUGUUGAAUGUUUGCUUCAAUUAAUAAGAUCUGAUACUUUGGAAUUGUCAUUUUUACGUAAUAUUGUUUGGCUGAUGUCUAACUUGUGUCGAAAUAAGAAUCCAACUCCAUCAUUUGAUAAAGUUAAGCUUUUACUGCCAGCUCUUGCCAAUCUUUUAGAUCAUAACGAUAAAAUGAUUCUCUCUGAUGUCUGUUGGGCAUUAUCAUAUGUCACCGAUGAUACGACUGAAAAAAUCCAGGCUGUUGUUGAUUCUGGUUGUAUUCCUCGCUUAGUUUGGCUUCUUGGAUGUGAUGAUCCUGCUAUUGUCACACCAGCAUUACGUUCUGUUGGUAAUAUUGUCACUGGUGAUGACACACAAACUGACAUUGUCUUGAAAUGCAAUGUUUUGGCAUGCUUAGAAAAUCUCUUCAAUCACAAAAAGAGUAACAUCAUUAAGGAAGCUGCAUGGACAGUAAGCAACAUUACAGCUGGCAAUCAACAUCAAAUUCAGCAAGUGAUUGAAUCAGAUAUAUUAUCAUCAAUUCUGCAUGUUCUUCGUUGUGGGGAUUUUAAAGCACAACGUGAAGCUGUUUGGGCAGUUACAAACAUCACUAGUGGUGGUACAAGUGCUCAAAUAAUUCAAAUGAUUGAGAAAUAUCCAGUCAUUAAACCUUACACUGAUCUUUUGCUUUCCAAAGAUGCUCGAACAGUUGUCGUCGUACUCAAUGGACUCCAAGCUUUGUUUCGUGUUGCUGAAGCAGCCAAUGGAUUAAAGAAUUUCUGUAUAAUGCUUGAAGAACUUGGUGUAGUUGACAAACUUGAAGCUUUACAGACACACGAAAAUCAAGAAAUUUAUGAAAAAUCCUACAAAAUUAUCGAAGCAUAUUUUUCUGAUGGCGAUGAUGAGGAUGAAAAGAAGUUGGCACCAAAAGUUAAUGCUGAUUCUCUUGAAUUCAGCUCUCACUCUGGUGGUGCUGGUAGUGGAAACAACUUCAAUUUUUAAACUUUUAAGUUUGUUGCUUAUUCAAAAAUCAUUGCUAAUUUUUUCCUAAUUCAAUUUAUAUCAAAAAUUUCAAUUAGAUAUGAUCCUUAAUCAUGCCUACCUUCAGUGAAUCAAAUAAAUAAUAUGUUGAGUUGUUAUGAAUAAAUAAUAAAUUCAGCAAUAACUAGAUAUUCUAAGUACAAAUUUAUAUAAAAUUCCAG